GCAGGAAACAGUUCCUGUUACUUUCCUCUGAAGAACUGAAGAAGAUUAAUGAGCUGUUCAGAACCACUGACUUCACAUGGACUGGGUUUAAAUCAGCUUCACCUGCUUUAAAUGAACAGCUGCAGGAAGACUGACUGUCUGUCUGUCUGUCUGUCUGACUGUCUGUCAUUUAACUACACAUAAAACUGACACUGAUGUUUUAUUCAGUCCAGGGUCUGAAAACUUCUUAAACAACUGGUUAAAACUGGAACAACAACAACAACAACAACAACAACAACAGUAAUAAUAAUAUCAGCUUAUUAGAUGUUGUAGUUAAAGUGAAGAAAACACAGAAGAUUCUGGAACAAAUUAAACUUGUUAGCUGGUGUUAACCACUGUUAGCUACUGUUAGCUGGUCAGUGUGCGAUUGUCAAGUUAAUUUAAAAGAAUUUUCAGUCGCUUUACUGAGUUCACGUGUUUCGGUCUGGAACCAGAAAGACAGGAGAAUGAAACAGAAAAUCAGGAAAACAAUGGGUCCAUCAAAACCAGACUCGUUGUUCCUGAAAAGCACCUCAGCAGUUUCCCUCCAUGACCGAUUCUCUCAGGUUCUCCUGGACCAGUUCGCCCGGUCCAGGACAGUGACCUUUGACCCCUUUCUGCCGCCGCAGAGGGGGACAUCGGCCGCUCAGCAGGUGUUUCUGCUGGUGAAGCAGGAGCCGUCUCUGCAGGGUCCUGGCGUCUCUCCAAGGGGGAGGCUGGGUCUGAGGAGGAGGAGGAGUGUCUGGACUCGACUCGGCUGGCGGCAGACGACCUGUCGACCUCGAGGCUUCUGGAGCUUCACCAACAAAUACAGAUGGAGAGCCAGGUUCACGUCCACCUACAGGAGACGAGGUCCCCUGAGGAGUGGACUGGGUCAGCGUCGCUUCAUGAGGAGGACAAACACCCAGGAACUGACUCCAGGACCACACCUGAAUCUGAACUUACCCAGGGGUGGGGCCUCAGCGCGGAGGAGGCAUGUCCACCAGAGAAAAGACGUCGUACCGACGAAGAAGCAGCUGGACGAACAGCUGGACGACUACAUGUCGAUGUCCCGGAGCAGACUGGACGCCGAGCUGGACGAGUACAUGUCGAUGGCUGGAGAGACACAGUGGGACUGAGGGGAGGCAGGUUCUGGUUCUGGUUCUGGACUGAGAGAAGUUGAUUUAGUUUCCUGGUGAUUCUCAGCUGGGGUAGACCACAGACCUCAGAUCAGUUUAAUGAUGACAGAUGACAGGCUCUGACUUUAGUUUACUGAUUUAAAUCAACACGUCGUUGUUUUGUUUACAUGUUGUUUUGUGUUUCCUCUGAUCAGUGUGUACUUCACUGACCUCUCUGUGUGUUGGAUCUUCUAUGACUCGGUCAGAUUGUGUUACCGAGGCUCCACUUUAGUUCCCAGAAUUUUAAUAAAAGAUGUUUCCUGCCGAGUCUGUGUGUUUCC
Messenger RNA from Lates calcarifer (barramundi perch), 1456 nucleotides. RefSeq lists its product as uncharacterized. The record is from RefSeq and is a predicted model, not a curated record. The coding region runs from base 486 to 1136 and encodes 216 amino acids. The transcript has 6 exons. NCBI's taxonomy places the organism in Eukaryota, Metazoa, Chordata, Actinopteri, Centropomidae.